Rotaria sp. Silwood2 is the source of this 321-nucleotide messenger RNA. The record is from the annotation of a GenBank genome assembly. NCBI's taxonomy places the organism in Eukaryota, Metazoa, Rotifera, Eurotatoria, Philodinida, Philodinidae.
AUGGUUUCAAGUAAAAAAAAAUCUAAUAAACAAAACAAAUUUAAUAAUCAUUUAUCGAAUGAUAAUAACAAUAAUGAAUUAUUUGUACAUAUUGUACCAUCACAAACAUAUAUAUGUGAAAGUAAAUAUAUUGAUGUAAGUAUUAAUAAUAAACUCUUACCAAAUAAUAAUGAACAAUCUUCAUCAGCUAACAAUACAAAUGAUAUUCUGCAUUAUAAUUCGAUACAUUUUAAUUAUGAUCCUUGCCCGGCAAACUUAUGCGAUAAAAAUAAUAAAAAUAAUGAUUAUUAUCAACAAUAUUUAUCAUCUACUCGUACUUAA